AUGGACGAAUCUCAAUUUACUGAUAACGCAUUACUGAUCAUCAAGCGGGCCACUGAAUUGGCUCAAGAGGCUUCCAAUUCCCAAGUGGUGCCAUUGCACUUUUUGGCAGCCAUGGUACCUACUGAUGAUGAAAACUCAACCCAAUACCUUAAGACAUUGAUUCAGAAAGGUCGCUACCUGUGGCCUGAUUUCGAGAGAAUUGUCAACAGGCACUUGGUGCGUUUACCCUCACAGACUCCUGCCCCGGAUGAAGUCAGACUAAGUUAUGCUGCUGGUCAAGUGAUGACCAAGGCGUCGAAGAUUAAAGCCCAACAGAAGGACAACUACAUUGCACAGGACCACAUUUUGUUGGCACUUUUGGAGGAUGACUCCAUCAAGGACAUUUUCAAGGAGGCCCAGAUCAAGGUGGACACCAUCAAGAACCAGGCAAUUGAGUUGAGAGGAAACCAGAGAAUCGACUCUAGACAGGCCGAUUCCUCCUCCAACUACGAAUUUUUGUCGAAAUAUUGCGAGGACUUGACGGAGAAGGCUAGAGAGGGUAAGAUUGACCCUGUCAUUGGUAGAGAAGAGGAGAUUAGAAGAGUCAUCAGAGUAUUGGCCAGAAGAACAAAGUCCAAUUCGGUUUUGAUCGGUGAGGCCGGUGUGGGUAAGACCUCCAUCGUUGAGGGUGUUGCCCAAAGAAUCAUUGAUGGUGAUGUGCCUAGCAUUUUGGCCAACUCCAGACUUUUUGCGUUGGAUUUAGGUGCGUUGACUGCUGGUGCAAAGUACAAAGGUGAGUUCGAAGAGAGAAUCAAAGGUGUCUUGAACGACAUCGAGAAGUCCAAAGAAAUGAUUAUUCUCUUCAUUGACGAGAUUCAUAUGUUGAUGGGAGACGGUAAAUCCGAUGCUGCCAACUUAUUGAAGCCUAUGUUGGCCAGAGGUGCUUUGCAUUGUAUUGGUGCUACCACUUUUGCCGAGUACCGUAAGUUCAUUGCUAAAGAUGGUGCCUUUGAAAGAAGAUUCCAGAAGAUCGAUGUUCCUGCCACCACUAUUCCAGAAACUGUGGCCGUGUUGAGAGGUUUGCAACCAAGAUACGAAAUUCACCACGGUGUACGUAUUUUGGACUCUGCUUUGGUUUCUGCUGCCCAAUUGGCCUCCAGAUAUUUGACAUACAGAAGUUUGCCUGAUUCCGCUGUGGAUUUGAUCGAUGAGACUGCUGCCACUGUGGCUGUCCAGAGAGACUCCAAGCCCGAGGAAUUGGACAGUUUGGAGAGACAGUUGAACUUGUUGGAGGUCGAAAUCAACGCUUUGGAAAGAGACAAGGAUGCCGACUCGGAGUCUGCUGAGCGUCUUGAGCAGGCUAAGAAGAGAAAGGCAGACUUAGAGGAGCGUUUGAAUCCAUUGAGAGAGAGAUUCCAGCAAGAACGUAAGGGCCAUGACGAGUUGAUCGCGCUCAAGAGAAAGCUCGAUGACUUGGAAAUCAAAGCCCAAGAUGCUGAAAGAAGACACGACAAUGCUGCUGCUGCAGACUUGAGAUACUUUGCUAUCCCCGACGUCAAAAAGCUGAUUGAGGAGAUGGAGGUGAGAGUUGCUGAGGAAGAUGCGACUAAUAACAUGUUGAAUAACGUUGUUGGACCAGACGCAGUUGCUGAGACAGCUGCCCGGUUGACAGGUAUCCCAGUGACGAAGUUGACGCAGGCCGAAAACUCGAAGUUGAUCAAUAUGGAAAAAGUGUUGUCUUCUGAGGUUGUUGGACAGCCGGAGGCAGUCAAAGCCGUUGCUAACGCAGUCAGAUUGACUAGAUCUGGUCUUGCUAACCCCAACCAACCAGCCUCAUUUUUGUUCCUUGGAUUGUCCGGUUCCGGUAAGACCGAGUUGGCCAAGAAAGUCGCUGGCUUCCUUUUUGCGGAUGAAAAGGCAAUGAUCAGAAUCGACUGUUCCGAGUUGGGUGACAAAUGGUCCGCAUCGAAGUUGCUUGGUGCCGCCCCAGGUUACGUGGGUUAUGAAGAAGGUGGAAUUCUUACGGAGGCAGUGUUGAGAAGACCAUACUCUGUUGUGUUAUUUGACGAGGUUGAGAAGGCUGCACCAGAGGUUUUGACCGUUUUGUUGCAGAUUCUUGAUGACGGUAGAGUGACAUCUUCGCAAGGUAAGGUGAUCAACUGCUCCAACUGUAUCUUCAUUAUGACAUCUAACUUGGGUGCUGAGUACAUCAAUGCAUCCAAGGGCUCAAAGGUGGAUAAUGAAACCAAGGAGCUCGUGAUGGAGGCUGUCAGACACCACUUCAGGCCUGAAUUCCUCAACCGUAUCUCGUCGAUGGUUGUGUUCAACAGAUUGUCCAGAAAGGCAAUUGCCAAGAUUGUUCGGAUCAGAAUUGCUGAAAUCCAGACAAGGUUUGCUGCCAACGGUAAGGCCAUCACUUUGGAUCUUGAUGAUUCGGCUUUGGAGUACUUGUGCACACAUGGUUACUCACCAGAUUUGGGAGCCAGACCAUUGAACCGUCUCAUCCAGAAAGAGAUCUUGAACAAAUUGGCAGUGUUGUUGUUGAAGGGCCAGAUCAAGGACAAGGAGACAGCUCGUGUUGUGUGCAAUGAUAAGGGUCUUGAGGUUUUGCCUAACCAUGAAGCCGAAGAUGAGGAUAUGGAGGAUGCAGACUGGGACGAGGACGACGAUGACAUCGAAGCUGAAGACGUUGACUAA
Sungouiella intermedia is the source of this 2676-nucleotide messenger RNA. Lineage: Eukaryota; Fungi; Ascomycota; Pichiomycetes; Serinales; Metschnikowiaceae. The record is from the annotation of a GenBank genome assembly.